Molecule: messenger RNA, 384 nt
Organism: Galendromus occidentalis (western predatory mite)
Lineage: Eukaryota; Metazoa; Arthropoda; Arachnida; Mesostigmata; Phytoseiidae
Exons: 1
Coding region: 1-384 (127 amino acids)
Source: RefSeq, a predicted model, not a curated record
AUGAUACGACUCCUCCGAGAUGCAUGGCCUUUUUUGAGCCCUGAAGCGAUAUCGACAGACUUCGGAAAGGGACUCAUCAACGCGCUUAGUGAAGCCUUCCCUCUCGCCGAAAUCCACGCUUGUGUCAUCCACCUAGUGAAGAACAUGAAGAAGAUCAAGGAUCAGCACUCGAUGAGCCGGUAUCAAAACGACGGGAAUUUAUCGCUGUCCGCUCGCAUGAUCAUCGGACUCGCCUUUGUCCCUCCCGACGACAUCGACAAUGUUAUCGCAGAAUUGACGGUUUUCUUGUCUGAAGACUUGAUGCCGGUGCUGAAGUACUUCGAGGACACACACGUAGGCUCACUGCAGCAUCUCCUCCCUGACGGGAGCGUAAUCCGGCGAUAA